Molecule: messenger RNA, 4590 nt
Organism: Acanthochromis polyacanthus (spiny chromis)
Lineage: Eukaryota; Metazoa; Chordata; Actinopteri; Pomacentridae
Product: NACHT, LRR and PYD domains-containing protein 3-like
Exons: 11
Coding region: 55-3591 (1178 amino acids)
Molecular function (GO): protein binding
Source: RefSeq, a predicted model, not a curated record
UUUCUGUGCAGGUGAAGGUAGAAAGUGUGUGUGAGCUGCUGUGAGUUGAGCAUCAUGGAUGAGUGUGAGGACAGAGAGGAGGGAGUCCCUCCCUCUAAAAGCCUUCUGUGUGGGGAACAGGAGAACCAGAGCAAAGCUCAGAGGAAUCGACCUGGACCUGGACCUGGACCUGGACGUCCACCUCCAUACAGCUGUGUGUCCUUCAAGAGUAACCAAUCUAAGCAUAGCUUCCUUAACUUUAAAGAUCAUCAACCUCCUGCUGCAGAGAAAAUCCAUCAGAGACCAGAGUCCUCUGGACCUGCAUCCAGCUGUGUGUCCUUCAAGAGUGACCAGUCUAAGGAACUUAUUUUUGACUUUAAAGGAGAACCAGGUCCUGCUGCAGAGAGAGUGGAGCAGCGGAACUCAGAGGUUCCCAGAGCUCAGUCUGUCCAGCAGCAUCACCUGGACUCCAUAUUCAUGCUGCUGGAGGACAACAUGAUGACUUUUGUGAAGAAGGAGCUGAAGAAGAUGCAGAAGGUUGUGAGUCCAGAUUACCCAGAAUGCUCCUCAGAGAAUCAGAGGGAAGAUAAGGAGGAGUUGGAGGGUGAUGAUGAAGAUGAGAGGAGCAGCAGAGAGAUGUUGCAGCAGAUCACAGUGUUGUUCCUGAGGAGGAUGAAGCAGGAGAAGCUGGCUGACUGUCUGCAGAGCAAACUUGCUGCUGGAGUUUGUGGACGUGAACUUAAAUGUGGUCUGAAGAAGAAGUUCAAGAGAGUGUUUGAGGGCAUCGCUAAAGCAGGACAGAAGACCUUCCUGAAUGAGAUCUACACAGAGCUGUACAUCACAGAGGGAGGGACUGCAGAGGUCAAUGAUGAACAUGAGGUCAGACAGAUUGAAGCAGCAUCCAGGAAAGCAGACAGAGCAGAAAGAAGCAUCAGAGCAGAAGACAUCCUUAAAGGCUCACCUGGAAGAGAUGGACCAAUCAGAACAGUGAUAACAAAGGGAGUGGCUGGCAUCGGGAAAACAGUGUUAACACAGAAGGUGGCUCUGGACUGGGCUGAAGACAAAAGCAACCAGGACAUCCACUUCAUGUUUCCAUUGACUUUCAGAGAGCUGAAUGUGCUGAAAGAGAGAAAGUUCAGCUUGGUGGAACUUGUUCAUCACUUCUUCAGUGAAGCCAAAGCAGCAGGAAUGUGCAGCUUUGAAGACUUCCAGGUUGUGUUGAUCUUUGACGGUUUGGAUGAGUGUCGCCUUCCUCUGGAUUUCCAUAACAAUGAGGUCCUGACUGAUGUUAGAGAGUCCACCUCAGUGGAUGUGCUGCUGACAAACCUGAUCAGGGGGAAGCUGUUUCCCUCUGCUCGCCUCUGGAUAACCACACGACCUGCAGCAGCCAAUCAGAUCCCUCCUGACUGUGUGGAUAUGGUGACGGAGGUCAGAGGGUUCACCGACCCACAGAAGGAGGAGUACUUCAGGAAGAGAUUCAGAGAUGAGGAGCAGGCCAGCAACAUCAUCUCCUACAUGAAGAAGUCACGAAGCCUCCACAUCAUGUGCCACAUCCCAGUGUUCUGCUGGAUCACUGCUACAGUUCUGGAGGAGCUGCUGAGAAGCAGAGAGGGAGGAGAUCUGCCCAGAACCCUGACUGAGAUGUUCAUCCACCACCUGGUGGUUCAGGCCAAAGUCAAGAAGGUCAAGUAUGAUGGAGGAGCUGAGACAGAUCCACACUGGAGUCCAGACAGCAGGAAGAUGAUUGAGUCUCUGGGAAAACUGGCUUUUAAUCAGCUGCAGAGAGGAAACCUGAUCUUCUAUGAGUCCGACCUGACAGAGUGUGGCAUCGAUGUGGAAGCAGCCUCAGUGUACUCAGGAGUGUUCACACAGAUCUUUAAAGAGGAGAGAGGACUGUACCAGGACAAGGUGUUCUGCUUCGUCCAUCUGAGCGUUCACGAGUUUCUGGCUGCUCUUCACGUCCAUCUGACCUUCAUCAACUCUGGAAUCAACCUGUUGGAAAAAAAACAACAAACUGCCUCCAAGAAGCUGAAAGUAUCUCUAAAUAAACCUAAACUAAAACAUCUCCACCAGAGAGCCGUGGACGAGGCCUUACAGAGUCCAAACGGACACCUGGACUUGUUCCUGCGCUUCCUCCUGGGUCUGUCACUGCCAACCAAUCAGAAUCUCCUACGAGGCCUGCUGACACAGACAAGAAGUAGCUCACAGACCAAUCAGGAAACAGUGAAGUACAUCAAGGAGAAGAUCAAUGAGGAUGUGUCUGCAGAGAGAAGCAUCAAUCUGUUCCACUGUCUGAAUGAACUGAAGGAUGUUUCUCUAGUGGAGGAGAUCCUGCAGUCCCUGAGAUCAGGAUGUCUGUCCACAGAUAAACUCUCUCCUGCUCAGUGCUCAGCUCUGGGCUUCAUCUUAUUGUCAUCAGAAGAACAUCUGGACGUGUUUGACCUGAAGAAAUACUCUGCUUCAGAGGAGGCUCUUCUGAGGCUGCUGCUAGUGGUCAAAGCCUCCAAGAAAGUUGUACUGAGUGGCUGUAAUCUGUCAGAGAAAAGCUGUGGAGCUCUGUCCUCAGUCCUCAGCUCCCAGUCCUCCAGUGUGACAGAGCUGGACCUGUCUAACAACAACCUGCAGGAUUCAGGAGUGAAGAGUCUUUCUGCUGGACUGGAGAGUCCAAAUUGUAAACUGGAAGCUCUCAGACUUAAUAACUGUAAUCUGUCAGAGAGAAGCUGUGGAGCUCUGUCCUCAGUCCUCAGCUCCCAGUCCUCCAGUGUGACAGAGCUGGACCUGAGUAACAACAACCUGCAGGAUUCAGGAGUGGAGAGUCUUUCUGCUGGACUGGAGAGUCCACACUGUAAACUGGAAGCUCUCAGGCUGUCAGGCUGUCUGGUCACAGAGGAAGGCUGUGCUUCUCUGGCCUCAGCUCUGAGCUUGAAGACCUCAAAUCUGAGAGAGCUGGACCUGAGCUACAACCAUCCAGGAGACUCAGGAGAGAAGAAGCUGAGAGCUAAAGUGGAGGAUCCACACUGUAGACUGGAAACUCUCAGGGUGACGCCUGCUGGAGUCCGAUGGUUGACACCAGGUCUGAGGAAGUAUUCCUGUCAACUCACAGUCGACACAAACACAGUAAACAGAAACCUCAAACUGUCUGACAACAACAGGAAGGUGACACGUGUGGAGGAAUAUCAGUGGUAUCCUGAUCAUCCAGACAGAUUUGACUACUGGUGUCAUCAGCUGCUGUGUGGAACUGGUCUGACUGGUCGCUGUUACUGGGAGGUGGAGUGGAGAGGGUGGGUUAAUAUAUCAGUGAGUUACAGAGAAAUCAGAAGGAAAGGACUCAGUGAUGACUGUGUGUUUGGACGUAAUGAUCAGUCCUGGAGUCUGAGAUGCUCUGAUAGUGGUUACUUUGUCUAUCACAAUAACAGUGAAACAUCCAUCAGGUCCUCCUCAAUCUCUCACAGAGUUUCAGUUUAUGUGGACGUUCCUGCUGGAACUCUGUCCUUCUACAGAGUCUCCUCUGACUCUCUGUUCCUCCUCCACACCUUCAACACCACAUUCACUCAGCCUCUCUAUCCUGGAUUUGGGUUCUGGUCGUCCGGUUCCUCAGUGUUUGUGUGCUGAGUUGAGUCUCCAGAGUCUCCUCCUGGUACAGAAACAGUGUUGAACAGAUAGUUGAGUCUCUCCAUGACUCUGUCCCUCACAAACAUGUUUUCACAUUCAUGGAUUAAAUGUGUUUCUUUGUCAAAUCCUUCUAAAUGAUUCCUUGUAAACUUGUUCCUCUUCAAAGAUGGAAGUUGUGAUUCUUCCAGGAGCCAAAUGUGGUGUUUGCGUGUUUUUCCAGUCAAAUGUUGAGAGUGAAAAUCAGGAUGUGGUGUUCCUCUGACGCUCACUUGAACUAAAAGCAUUUGAGCUGCACAGUGUGAAAUGAGAGAGGAAGCAGUGAAUCUCCAAACUGCUGACAGACUUUCACACAUUAUUGUCCAGUAAAAAUCAGCUUUUUGUGCAGCCACACUUGAUCCUGAUGUGAGUCUUUAAGUCCUGUUCUAGUGAUGAAAUGAGAACUUCCUUCAUCUGUAUCACUCUUUCCAAAGUAUUCUGUGCUCUUCUGUCAUUUAUGUCUUAUUGAUAGAUCCAAUUUUCAUUUUUACAAUAAAUAAGUGGUUCAAUGUUUUUUCAUAAGUUUUUUUUUUAUAAGAUUCUGAAUUUAUGGUUUCAUCAACAAAUUAUAAAGGUUUUUAUUUUUCCAUAAAAGCUCCCAUAACCCCAGCUAUCUCUGGAUGAAAAUGUUUUCAGCAUCGAUAUGAUUCCAGUAGAAUUUAAACCCACCAGGACUAUUCAACAUUUUUUAGCCUUUUCAAUUCUAUAAAUGUUCUGUUUGGCCGUUAAAGGAGCUUUUCCUCACAUUUUGGUGUAUUUGAACCCUUCCAUGGUCUAAAUUCUUUGAACAGAUCUUGUGCUGUAAUCAAUGUCUAACUUAGUUUUUAUUUUCAUUGCAGUGGUUGAUUUUUCCUGAACAAGAUCAAUGAUUUUAAUACGUCUUUCUCCACUUUUAUUUGCUCUGCCUGUGGCUUUUAAACUAUUAGAACUUUCUUUUUUAUUCAAUAAAUGAUUAAUAACACA